This is a messenger RNA of Branchiostoma belcheri (Belcher's lancelet), 2338 nucleotides long. RefSeq names its product two pore calcium channel protein 1-like. The record is from RefSeq and is a predicted model, not a curated record. The coding region runs from base 42 to 2312 and encodes 756 amino acids. NCBI's taxonomy places the organism in Eukaryota, Metazoa, Chordata, Leptocardii, Amphioxiformes, Branchiostomatidae. Gene Ontology annotation, biological process: transmembrane transport; monoatomic ion transport. Gene Ontology annotation, cellular component: membrane. The transcript has 20 exons. Gene Ontology annotation, molecular function: monoatomic ion channel activity.
CAGUCGCCACCCGAAGUGUUUUCGCUACUGUGCGGAGUAACAUGUCUUACAAUGUUGAGGAGACGGAGGGGGGUUCACUGGGCGAACCUCGAAACGCAGACAGCGAUACGGAAGAUGCACCACCAUUGUCAGAUGAGGACGUGCGUCUCGCAGCCACAUACGUGAACGACGCUCGGAACGGAAACCGGGGUAACUUCAAGACCGACCCCAAGUCUGUCAGACUGUACAACCUGUAUAACGAGCCCGCGUUCUUCUGGACGUCCCACAUGGCUGUCGGCGCCCUGCUGUCUCUGGUGCUGUUCGAAGAUCCGGCUGUUCCAAGCAUCAGACUAGACUAUUGGAUCACGAUGUGCGUAGAGCUGUUCUGCGUGUGCCUGAUCUUCAGCAGACUCGCCCAUCAGGGAAUCUUCUCUUCCGAGAAGAACUUCUGGAGAAGCAAACGGCGGCUUCCCACCCUCGUCAUCUUACUGCUGACGUUGUUGGACAUGGCGCUGUACGUCAUCCUCAGUGAGCUCGGCGUGACGUCAGUCAGGUUCUCCAGGCCACUUCGCCCUCUGCUGCUCCUCUGCAUGGACAGAGCGAAACAGCUGCGCGGGGUGUUUAAGAACAUCCUGCUGACGCUGCCUGACAUCAUCACCGUCCUGACGCUGUUCCUCCUCAGCGUCGCCUUCUUCGCGCUCAUGGCGCUCAAGAUAUUCCAGAACAGACAGGACCUUGUGUACUACAGCGAUGGUCAGCCCUACAUGCAUAACUACCUGGACAACUUUUUCCACCUCUACGUGCUCGUCACGACUGCUAACUUUCCAGACGUUAUGAUGCCUGCGUUCGACUACAAUCCCUGGUUCACCCUGUUCUUCAUCAUCUACCUCAUCAUCUGCCUGUACCUGUUCAUGAGUAUCUGCCUGGCAACCAUCUACAACAACUUCAAGGAGCAUCUAAAGGAGUACGUCGAAGACUCGGUUCGAGAGAAGCAGAACAACCUCCAGCUGGCGUUCGACAUCCUGAAGGUUGAAACGGAAGCUGGAGAGGAGGAGCUGCUGCCCAGGAGCCGGUGGAUGUCGCUGAUGCGGACGGUUCAUCCCAAGCGGCUGGACCUGGAACACUCUCUUCUGUGGGACGUCCUAGCCGGGUCCAACCAGACUGGAUACAUCAGCAAAAAAGAAUUUUUCCACGUCGUGAACUUGCUGGACAUGCGGGUGCUGGACGACAAAGGCAGGGAGCCGGAGUUCCAGCGGUGGUUCCCUCGCUGCUUCAGGUCCAGGAUCAGUCGGCUCGUCAGGAAAGCUGUCGCCAACAGGUUUUUCCGGUACUUCAUCGACCUGGCCGUGGUCGCCAACGCCGUCUGCAUCGCGCUGGACCAGGACGACGCCGAGUGGUUCUUCAUGGUGCUGUUCAUCCUGGAGAUUCUCCUCAAAUUCUACGUCUUCGGGCUGAAGAAGUUUUUCCGCAGUGCUAUGAACAUAUUUGACUUCAUCUUGAUUGUCGCUGCGCUGGUCAUCAACGUACUGGAGCUGGCCUGGAAAAGCAUUUCGAACCAGAGUGGUGCUCUCGACUUCCUCCUGGUUCUCCGUCUGCUUCGGUUAGUCAGGCUAGUCUACGCUAUCGAGAGAUUCCGGAUCGUGCUGAAGACCAUCAGUAGCAUCGGCCGCUCCUUGCUGACGUACGGCGCCGUCCUUUUCGUUUUCUUCUACAUAUUCGCAAUCAUCGGAAUGGAAGCCUUCGCUGGGAGGAUCACUCCGGAACCGUUUCUCACCAACCGCAGCCAGACCCGGCCGAUCACGUGCGGGAACCCCCGGCUGAACGGGACGCAGUUCGCCAUGAACCGCUACUGCAACAACAACUUCAACGACAUCCUCCACUCCUUCGUGGUUCUGUUCGAGCUGAUGGUGGUCAACCAGUGGCAUGUGCUGGCAGAAGGAUUCGUGGCUGUGACUCACCAGGCCGCGCGGAUAUACUUCAUCAUCUACCACCUACUGGUCGUCAUCCUCGUACUCAACAUCUUCUCUGCGUUUAUCCUGGAGCUGUUCAUGCUGGAGUACACCGUGUCUAAAGAACCGGCGGAGAGGAAGGUGAGCGCCGUGGUGCGCAGAAUCACUGUCAUGGGGCUCAACGAGGACGAGUCCGCCUACAUGGACGACAUUGAGGAGGAGGAGGCAACAGAAGACGAUUCUGAGAUGGCAGCGGCGGAUUACGUCAGAGGGGGAAGGCGGCCCUCCAUCCGGUUCAUGCUGCCAAGGGGAGGCAACAAAGUGGAGGAACUGCUGCAGAAGAUGUACGAGAUUGAGAGGGAGGAAGAUGACAACAGCUUUUGAGUCACACAACCUUGAGGAUAUGGUAA